Messenger RNA from Ilex paraguariensis (yerba mate), 603 nucleotides. Lineage: Eukaryota; Viridiplantae; Streptophyta; Magnoliopsida; Aquifoliales; Aquifoliaceae. The record is from the annotation of a GenBank genome assembly.
ACCUUAAGAAACAUGGGAAACCACGACCAUAUCAGCGCGUGGAUUUAUCACCUAAUUUGCCUUCAGAGAGGAAGAGUAAAGGGUCGAACUUGAGUAUAACUAUCUAUGAUUCUGAUUUAGGGCUCUCUUCUUACUUGCGCCUUCAGAGUUCUUCUCUCGUCUGCUCUCUCUCUCUGCGGGAAUUCUCCGGUGGAUCGUGAUUGUACGGACGGAGAUAGGUUUUUUUUUUUGGAUCUGAAAAGUAUGAAGAUUUUCGUCAAGACUUUGAAGGGAACACACUUUGAAAUCGAAGUGCAACCUGACGACACGGUUGCUGAUGUAAAGAAAAAUAUUGAAACGGUUCAGGGAUCCCAUGUUUAUCCUGUCUCACAACAGAUGCUUAUCCAUCAGGGGAAAGUUCUUAAAGAUGGCACAACCUUGGAAGAGAACAAGGUUGCUGAAAAUAGUUUUGUUGUCAUCAUGUUAACAAAGGUAAAAAUUGGUAUUCUUCUUAUUGAAAAACUGAAAGGAAUUAGUCCUGAAAAAACUUUCAAGGAAUUAAAUUCAGCGAGAUUUGAUCUGAUCUGCUCAUAUGUUUCUCUUAUUCUUGGUUGUGUUUCAUGA